Messenger RNA from Schizophyllum commune H4-8, 3216 nucleotides. RefSeq lists its product as uncharacterized. The record is from RefSeq and is a predicted model, not a curated record. Gene Ontology annotation, molecular function: translation initiation factor activity; protein binding; mRNA binding. NCBI's taxonomy places the organism in Eukaryota, Fungi, Basidiomycota, Agaricomycetes, Agaricales, Schizophyllaceae. Gene Ontology annotation, cellular component: eukaryotic translation initiation factor 4F complex. The transcript has 8 exons. The coding region runs from base 1 to 3216 and encodes 1071 amino acids.
AUGGUAGCAGUACUCAUCCCGCCAUAUCGCCGCGAAGUGCGUACUGGUCCCUCGUGGUUCUCCUUCUCAGAGACGACCGCCCCAGCUCGCCAGUGCGACGUGCUCGGGCUCUCCAGCUACUUGAAAACUCAGCUACUCCGGAGCCCCAGGACAUCGCUUGCUCGCAACAUGGGAGUCACGGUCUCGCGUUUGACUGAGACCCUGAUUUCCUCGACGACGGCUUCCGCGCCCACGUCGAACUUGAAGGAGGUAUUCGGGGAAGCGUCAUGCGAGAUGCCCUCGGCGAAGUCUGGAGAGGCGAUGGGACGCAGCAAGGGGAUCGAGCUUGCCCAUCUUCGGACUGAGUCUCGAGAGGUUCAUGUCGAUCAUCAACCCUGCAUCCCCGAUCAUUGUACUUCUCCUGCUCCGCGGGCUUGCCCUAUCCAGGACGGAAUAUUUAGCGGGCCACACAGAUACGAUCGCAAGUUCCUAUUGCAAUUCAAGGACACUUGCAGGGAUAAGCCCGAUUUCCUGGUCGACCUGAAGACUCUCGGACUUGAACCUAGUGGCCCUAUCCGUGUCUGCCUGGCCGUGGCGAAUCCUGGACAUACUACCAAAAACCAGCGCCGUCGCGCUCGUCGUGAGCGGCGGGCCAUGGAAAUGGCCCAGCUUGGCCUUGCGACUCUCCCACGUCCUGCACUCGACUCAAAGGCAAGAACAGCACCGACGGGCUUGUUGAUUGAACUUGAUUUCGACCACGACGCUAUCGACGCGCCGAAGGCCUGGGACUUCAUGGCCUCCCUGGUGAAGGCGGCGUGCUUCGACGAGGAAACAUGGACGCAGCUGGCGAUCAGAUCGUCUAACGCGGAUAAGAUGCUCUCCUUGCUGUCAUCUGUCUCUGCCUCCCAGCCGAUAUCUCAUUGUUUCUCCCAGGACGAAAUUGCGCUAUCUCUGCCGGAUCCAGACGGCUCAGGCGUAUGGGCGCUUACUAUAUGCCCCACGAGAUCGUCCGACAGCACGUCGUCUCUGCCAUGGACCUUUCGUCUGCACGAUCCCCAGGGCACCGCUCAUGACCUGGUAGCCGGGAGACGCGACAGUUCCGUCCUCCUGCAUCGCGCGCUGAACCCGUGGAGGCCGUUCAGCCUUCGCAGACGAUAUGGAUCUGAUGGCGAUCACGAUGCGGUGGACGACGAGGACGAGUGGCGAGAGGUCGUGAGGCGAAAGGUCACUGCCCUGCUCAACAAGCUCACCGCGGGAAACCUGGACACCAUCUCCAAGCAGAUCAUCAAGUGGGCUAACGAGUCCGAGUCCGAGGAGGACGCCAGGACGGUCAAGCUGGUCGUCCAGCUGGUGCUUGACGCGGCGAGGGACAUGCCUCUCUUGUCUGGCAUGUACGCGCACCUGUGCUGCAGGAUAGCCAGCCGUUGUGUCGGCUCGAGGGUCAAGGGCGGUCGACCUGUCGACGUAGCCCGCACCCCUCAGUCUGGUGGCGCGCUGUUCAGCGAUCUUCUGUUCGACCACAUCAAAAAGGAGUUCGGCAUCGUGCCAUUCUCAGUAGAGCAACGCCAAACAACCGUCGAAGGCCUCGCGUCGAAGGCUGCGGCUGCGCACGAUGGUAUCAAUGGGCGACACGGAACAGGCGUAUCUUCGCGUCGGCCUAAGGCAGCGCGGCGAGGUUACGGUUUGGCGGUCUUUGUCGCCACGCUCGUCAAGUUGGGAGAAUACUCGAAGGACGUCUUACUCAUGUUCGUGCAGGAGCUGCUCGACACCAUCGUUUCCCACAAGGACUCGCAAGACAUCGAGUGUCUCUGCACCUUGCUCAGUAUCGCCGGAGAUCGGCUCGAGACGCAGUCCCGCAAUAAGAGCUUGGAUCUUCAUUUCACGCGCAUGAAGAAGUUGUCGAAGAGUCGAAGAGUUAAGCCGCGAGAGCGAUUCAUGUUGGAGGAUGUCAUCGAACGUCGAAAAGGGGGAUGGAAUUUCUCUCUUCCUCUGACGCCUCGUAGCGACCGAGCCACUGUUGCGAAUUGCUCAGAUGAGGGCCAUGCGGAAGGCCACCUUCCUGAACCCUCUCAUUCAUACCAAUUUGCUAGGCGGCACCAGUCGAGAGAUGUGCUUGAAAACCCUGUCUUGUCAGACUCCGUCCCACUGGUGCCAGCAAGAGCAAGUGGGAUGCCCCUGACGCAGGCUCACGACGCAGACGAAGUAAAGCCAUUCUUGUCAUCUUUCACGUUCCGACCUUAUUCUACAUCCAAGCGCCACAACUCGCCGAGUCAGCCGCAGACGAACGCGACGGCAAGCCCUCGAAAGCCGCCCGCUCAGUCAUUGCCAGGCGGUCCCGCGCCCAGCAUCCAACCUGGUAUGCCGCCUGCUCCUAUGCAGGGCUGGUUCUAUCCUCCUCCUUACGGUGGUUAUGUGGACCCUAAUUGGGCCGCGGCUUACGGCCAGUGGUAUAUGCCGCAACAAGGACCCCCACCUAUGUCUCCUCAACAACAUCCUGCGCAACCUCCCCCUAUGCCCAUGUCCCCCCGAAACGCCCCGCCGCCAUUACAAGGUGGCCCCGGCACUCCAGCCCCUGUACAUGCUUCGCCCGUUCCUCACCCGCCUCCCUCCCACGCCCCUUCGAACAGCAUCAAUGGUGUCGCGUCACCGCCGGGGACGCCUGCCAGCGCAACCGUUCCCGUGCCCGGCGGACGUCUCAACCAGAGCGCGGCACCGUUUACUCCCUCGUCGUCUGCUCGCAAGAUCACCCUUCGUGCGCCGGACGGUAGCGAGCUUAAGUUUGACAAGUUCAAGCAGAACGGACAACAGCCCGCUGCCUCUCCUGCGACGCCGACGGUGACGAGCCCGCGCAAGCCGGUCAAGAUCGAGAAACCGACGGAGGCGCACGAGAAGCGGAUAGCCGCCGAGAAGGCCGAGGCUGAGGCUAAGGCCAAGAAGGAGCGCAAGCAGAAGGUGAGGGACGAGAAGGAACUCAGGGAGCGCAAGGAGAUUCUGGAGGAGGAGGAGGAGGAGGAGGAGGAGGAGGAGCUUCAGACAAUACAGGAAGCCGAGCGUAAGAGCGCUGGCAAGGCGCGCAAGAAGGCGGAGGCGAAGCUCACCCUUGAUGGCUUCAUGGAGGUAUGCAAGGAGAAGCCCCUCAGUAUGUCCAGCUCCAACGCUUCUGGUAUUGAGCGUAUGGGCCCCGCCGACUUCGCCAUGUUCCGCGGACGGUCCCACCGCAAGUCUUUCAAUGCUUAG